Molecule: messenger RNA, 1272 nt
Organism: Lotus japonicus
Lineage: Eukaryota; Viridiplantae; Streptophyta; Magnoliopsida; Fabales; Fabaceae
Product: GEM-like protein 1
Exons: 4
Coding region: 222-1046 (274 amino acids)
Source: RefSeq, a predicted model, not a curated record
GCCAGACCAUUAUUUUUUCCUUUGAAAAACAAUGAACGGUGAGAUCUAGAAAGAUCGUUGAAGAGAAAGACAAAAGCCUUCUCUAACAGUCAAAUCUCAUUUGACGGUUUUCAAGAGAAUCAUCGAUCGACCAUUUCAAUUCAAUUCAACGAAGUGCCACCCACGUUUCAUUUCAGUCCUCAAUCAUCACCACCGCUUCAUCGGAGACGAAGAUCACCAAUAUGAGCGGCGAUCAACCACACCCCCAACCCCCCACCACCACCACUACCGCCACUACCACCACCCCCACCAAACCCCAUGACUCUGAUUCUCACUCCACUGAGUACGCUCCUUACCCCAAACUCGACCCCAACGACGUCGUUCCACCACCACCAUCUCAACCCAUCAACACUCCUUCUCCACUCGAUGCACGCGGCGAUGCCGCCACCACCAUGCCGACAGAGUCCAAUCCCUAUGUUUCUCCCUCGCCGGUUCCCACCUCCAAUUCUUCUGCUAAGAAUACUUUGGAUUCGGUGAAGGAUGCUCUCGGAAGAUGGGGUAAGAAAGCCGCUGAAGCUACCAAGAAGGCCGAAGAUCUCGCCGGAAACAUGUGGCAGCACUUGAAAACGGGUCCUAGUUUUGCUGAUGCUGCUGUGGGGAGGAUUGCUCAGUCAACAAAAGUUCUUGCUGAAGGGGGCUAUGAGAAGAUAUUUAGGCAAACUUUUCAGACUGUUCCGGAGGAGCAGCUUGUUAGAACUUAUGCGUGCUACCUUUCAACCUCAGCUGGACCUGUGAUGGGGGUUUUAUAUUUGUCGACUGCGAAGCUGGCGUUUUGUAGUGAUAACCCGCUUUCUUACCAGACGGGUGAGGAGACUCAGUGGAGCUAUUAUAAGGUGGUCAUUCCAUUGCAUCAGCUGAGAGCGGUGAACCCUUCAAUAAGCAGAACCAACCCAUCAGAGAAGUAUAUACAGAUUAUCUCUGUUGACAACCAUGAGUUUUGGUUUAUGGGCUUUGUGCAUUAUGAUAGUGCUGUUAAACAUAUUCAAGAACUAUUGCAGCCUCAGUGACACACAUGGGGUCGAAAAGCACCAUGUAAUAUACCGAAGAUGAGGUUUGUGUUGAUAAACAUGAAACGUUUUAUAUUCCUUUGCCAGUUUAGACGCCUAGUUUGUGGAGCUGUAAGGAUAUUAUGAUUGGAAGUUGAAACCCGUUCAUUAUUUACUGUGUAUGUGCUCUACAUGUGUGACUUCAUAUUACUUUCUAAAUGUGAAUGGCAAUUGAUUUGUUGUUUUA